AUGGUUAUUAAAGUAGGACUUAUUGGUCUCAGUUCCGUCACCACCAAUGUCUCCGCCAGUCCAGGAGAUAGUUGGGCCGCAAGCGCCCAUCUACCAUACCUACUCGCCUCGCCACACUACGAAAUAGUAGCUCUCUGUAACUCAAGCGUCAAGUCAGCGCAAACAGCAGCUCAGCGCUACAAUCUACCGUCCAGCGUCAAGGCCUAUGGUAGCUCUGAGGAUCUAGCUAAGGACCCCGAUGUCGACCUCGUCGUCUGCUCGGUUCGGGUGGAUAGGCAUCACCAGUUGAUGAUGCCUGUCAUCAAGGCAGGCAAGGAUGUAUACGUCGAAUGGCCACUAGCAUCCAACCUCACUCAGGCUACAGAAAUGUACACGGCAGCCCAGAAGAGCGGCAGCAAGACCAUCGUCGGGCUGCAAUCCCGCUCGAACCCCUAUAUCCGAAAAAUCAAAGAGCUGGUAGCAAACAAGACCGUUGGAGACCUCCUCAGCUCGACACAGGAAUUCACUCUCGGUUGGGUCGGCGACGUCGAGCCCCCCGCAGUCGAGUACUUCACCAAGAAAGAAAGCGGUGGCAACUUCCUCACAAUUCUCUUCGGUCACACUGCAGACCCCGUCUUUCAUGCGUUAGGCGGUUUGGAAGAACUUUCCGCGUUAUUGACGACCCGCUGGCCUGAGACCAAGCUUUUACACGCAGAUGGAAGUUUCGACCGUCUGGUCAAGCGCGAGACGCCCGAUCACGUUAUGCUGCAAGGUACUCUUAAGAACAAUGGCGCGCCUAUCUCGAUGACAGCAAGGAGUGGCAAGGGAUUCAAGGACUCGCCGAACCUUGUAUGGAGGAUCUUUGGCACCAAGGGUGAGAUUCGCUUAACGUCCGCUGCGAUGCUUACUCUAGCGCUUGGUGGAGAGAAGAUUGAGGUGUUUGAUCAUGAGAAGGAUACAGUGGAAGUGGUGAAUGUGGAGUAUGCUGAGGCAGUGAAAGACUUGUCGCCUUUUGCGAAGGAUAUCGGUAUGUUGUAUGAAGGCUUUGUCAAGGGGUGGGGUGUAGAGGAAGGGUUUGUCAACUUUGAACAAGCGGUUGGUAUGCACAAGAUUAUUGAUUGUAUGGAGAAGAGCAGCGAAGAAAGGAAAUACAAAAAGGUAGCGGUCUGA
Alternaria arborescens is the source of this 1149-nucleotide messenger RNA. RefSeq lists its product as hypothetical. The transcript has 2 exons. Gene Ontology annotation, molecular function: nucleotide binding. NCBI's taxonomy places the organism in Eukaryota, Fungi, Ascomycota, Dothideomycetes, Pleosporales, Pleosporaceae. The record is from RefSeq and is a predicted model, not a curated record. The coding region runs from base 1 to 1149 and encodes 382 amino acids.